CUCCCCCUUCCCCUCCCCAGGCUAUUUUAAGGACAACUGUCUGAGCCUGGGUAGCUUCUCUGGUGAAAGAAACACCAGGAUUGCAUCAGGAAGGAGGAGGCUGGGAUGUUUGGUGUUUGGGUGCCCGGGCUGAGGUCGCUGAGGUUAAGGUUGGAGGCUUCUGGAUCAGGACACCUGUGUCCUUACUGAGGACACUUUUGUCAUGUGCUGCCUACUGACUUCCUGAUGAUCUAGGAACCUCAGUGUCUGAACCCCAGAAACCCAGACAUUGAAGUGGGAUGCAGAAAUUCCAGUUGUGGGCCACAAGGUGCAUCAGUCAGCCGGUGAGGCAGUUUUCCAGGCCUCCAGCCCCCUCCUCCCUCAGACCCAGGAAUCUGAAACCCCAGCUCCCACCUCCCUCAGACCCAAGAGACUGGGCCACCAGCCCCUUUCAUCCAGGUCACAGUUAAUCAGAUCCCUAUCCCCCUGAUUCCAAAGACUCAGGAGUCCAGGCCCCCAGCUAGAAGGACCCCCGAUUGCAUCAUCCACUCAGGCUGACCUGGCCACGGUGGAAUCCUAGCUUCUGCCAAGUGGGUCAGAUAUCAUGCGUCAGGCGUCGGGAAGGUGAUUGGGCAGGUCCAUCUGGAUAUAAAUUCUGGAGCUUCUGCAUCCAUCCCAAGAGACUUGGGUGUCCCGUCAGCUGGGAAUCCAGCUGGUGCAGGAGGACCCGGGCAUCUGGACUACAUGAGCAACCAUCCGUGGAUCUGCUUCCCCAGAUGACCAGGAUCUUAAACAGAAUCUAGACCAUUCAGCUCUUCAAACCCUAGACCCCAGACCUCAUCUGAAGACGUGAGCCAUUGAUGGACUGGGACGAGGCCAAGUUCAAGCAUCUGGGACUGUGGGUCCCAGUGCUAACUGUCCUUCUGCUGGGAGCCUGCCAGGCACGCCCCAUUCCUGACUCCAGCCCCCUCCUCCAAUUCGGGGGCCAAGUCCGGCAGCGGUACCUCUACACGGAUGACGCCCAGGAGACAGAAGCCCACCUGGAGAUCAGGGCUGACGGCACAGUGGUGGGGGUGGCCCGCCAGAGCCCUGAAAGUCUCUUGGAGCUGAAAGCCCUGAAGCCAGGGGUAAUUCAGAUCUUGGGAGUCAAGACAUCCAGGUUCCUGUGCCAGGGACCAGAUGGGAGGCUGUAUGGAUCGCUCCGCUUCAAUCCAGAGGCCUGCAGCUUCCAGGAGUUGCUUCUUGAGGAUGGAUACAACGUUUAUCAGUCUGAGGCUUUUGGCUUCCCACUCCGCCUGCCCCCCAGCAGCUCCUCGAAUCGGGAUCCAGCUACCCGGGGACCUUCCCGCUUCCUGCCGCUGCCAGGCCUGCCCCCGGCACCUCCAGAGCCUCCAGGGAUCUUGGCCCCCGAGCCUCCUGACGUGGGCUCCUCUGACCCCCUGAGCAUGGUGGGGCCUUCAUACAGCAGAAGCCCCAGCUACACUUCCUGAAGCUGCCGGCUGUUUAUUAUCACAUCUCCUCUUUAUUUAUUGAGUUAUUUAUCUUAUUUAUUUUUUUAUUUUUCUU
Camelus dromedarius (Arabian camel) is the source of this 1545-nucleotide messenger RNA. It is a transcript of the gene FGF21, whose product is annotated as fibroblast growth factor 21. The record is from RefSeq and is a predicted model, not a curated record. Gene Ontology annotation, cellular component: cytoplasm. Lineage: Eukaryota; Metazoa; Chordata; Mammalia; Artiodactyla; Camelidae. The coding region runs from base 840 to 1469 and encodes 209 amino acids. Gene Ontology annotation, biological process: fibroblast growth factor receptor signaling pathway; regulation of cell migration; positive regulation of protein phosphorylation. The transcript is spliced from 3 exons. Gene Ontology annotation, molecular function: growth factor activity; fibroblast growth factor receptor binding.